AACAAGAUGGCGGCGGCAGGUCCGAGUACUCGGGCCUCUUCCGCGGCGGCAGCUGCAGCUCUGAGUCGGCGAGGCCGGCGGGGCCGCUGUGACGAGAUGGCGGCAGCGAAGACUGGGGCUCCGGGCCCGGCCUCUGGCCCUGCGCUGUUGGUGGUGCAGCCGCCGUUGCUGCAGCCGUCGCCACCGCUGCGGCCGAAGGACUCUAGCUGCGCCGGAUGCCUGGAGACCGCGGGGGAAGCAGCGGCCCUGCCUUGCGGCCACUCGCUGUGCAGAGGCUGCGCCCCACGAGCCGCCGGAGCGCUGCUGCCGGAGCAGGAGGCGCGCGCCGCGCCCGCGGAACCAGGUGGAGCUUCUUCCCCUCCUCCCCUAGGGGUCCGGAGCGAGGCCGAGCGAGCCCCGGCCGGGCCUGAGUUUAUAUUCAGAGCACCAAUCAAAUUAAGCAAGGCUGGGGAACUUCGUGAGGAAUUUGAAAGCCUGAGAAAGCUGAGAGAAGAAAAGUUACAAGAGGAAAAAACUUCUGAAGAUCAAAUUCACAAGCUUUUACCAGAGGAUACAGAAACAGGGAAAAGGAAAAUGGAUGAACAGAAAAAAAGAGAUGAGCCAUUAGUACUGAAAACAAAUUUGGAACGUUGUCCUGCACGUCUCUCAGAUUCAGAGAAUGAAGAACCUUCUCGAGGCCAGAUGAUACAGACACAUCGCUCGGCAUUUGUUUCCAAGAACAACUCCUACUCCUUAGCUUUCCUGGCAGGGAAGCUAAACUCCAAGGUGGAGAGGAGUCAGAGCUGCAGUGACACAGCCCAGGAUAGAGUGAAGAGCAGACUCAGAGCAGCUCCAACCAACAAAGCCAAGGUCACAACUGUAACUCCAGCCUCCAACCCCAUCAUUGGUGUCCUCUUGUCCACUCAAAACAACCGCUGCCUCUCAGCCCCUGACUUAACCAUUGAAAAGCGUCUACCUUUUAGCUCCCUCUCAUCCUUGGUUUCCCUGCAUAAGCCAGAGCGCUCUAUCAGCCCUGAGAGCAAUGACAGCAUCUCCGAAGAACUAAACCAUUUUAAGCCCAUUGUCUGCUCACCAUGUACUCCUCCCAAGAGGCUCCCUGAUGGUCGUGUGCUAAGUCCCCUCAUCAUCAAAUCAACACCCCGCAACCUAAGCAGAAGCCUGCAAAAGCAGACUUCUUAUGAGGCCAGUCCACGGAUCCUCAAAAAGUGGGAACAGAUCUUUGAGGAGCGGCAGAUCAAAAAGACCCUUUCAAAAGCCACUCUCACCUCCCUGGCUCCUGAAACGGAAGACUUACUAGGCUCUGAAGUUAUACAUUCUAGCAAGGAGAAGUCACUUCUGGCUUUAAAUACAAGACGGUCCAGUGGGCCAGUACUCUCAGGGUAUAUUGGACCCAUCUCCACUGACCUUGAUUAUUUCCCCUCUGUUAGCCAAACAAAAGCAGAACAGGACAGUGAUAGUAAAAGGAACGCUGAGAUCCCACUGGAAACCUGCUGUUCCUCAGAACUCAAAGGAGGAGCCAGUGAGACUUCUUUGGAGAGGGAGCAGUUUGAGGGGUGUGAGGGGUCGGGGUCAAUGCCAGAUGCCACGUUAGACAAAACCCGUAUAAGCACAGCCAUGAAAAUCUCUGCAGCUAAUUCUGUGCUACCCAAAAACAGUGUUUUGGGUGGGGUCUUCAAAACAAAGAAACAGCUGAAGACUUUAAAUCAUUUUGAUCUGGCUAAUGGUGUUCUGGUAGACAGCCUAGGUGAGGAGCCACUUCCUUCCUUGCGUCGGGGCCGGAAGAGACAUUGUAAGACCAAGCACUUGGAACAAAAUGGCUCCCUUAAGAAACUGCGACAAACCAGUGGUGCGGUGGGCCUGGCCCCAGCAGACCCAGUACUGCGAGAGAUGGAGCAGAAGCUACGGCAAGAGGAAGAGGACCGACAGCUGGCUCUGCAAUUGCAGCGCAUGUUUGACAACGAGAGGCGGACUGUGAGUCGGCGAAAAGGAAGCGUGGAUCAGUAUCUCCUACGGUCCAGCAGCAUGGCUGGGGCCAAGUAGCACUUAAUGAACAGUGGUACCCUUUUUUAA
Galeopterus variegatus (Sunda flying lemur) is the source of this 2070-nucleotide messenger RNA. RefSeq names its product ring finger protein 169 (gene RNF169). Lineage: Eukaryota; Metazoa; Chordata; Mammalia; Dermoptera; Cynocephalidae. Gene Ontology annotation, biological process: double-strand break repair. Gene Ontology annotation, molecular function: nucleosome binding; ubiquitin-protein transferase activity. The transcript is spliced from 7 exons. Gene Ontology annotation, cellular component: nucleus; site of double-strand break. Bases 7 to 2040 code for a protein of 677 amino acids. The record is from RefSeq and is a predicted model, not a curated record.